CUCUUCAGGAUACUAGGACCGUCUCGUGACCUCUAACCCACCUCUGUCCUCACUAACAUUUGUGCUCCAUGUAGUACUUGCGCCCCAAACUUCCCCCCAAAUCCUCCCCAGCCGAAGUGGAGUGCUCCCAGCUGGAGCCCAUCUCCUUCUGAACGAGCCUCCCUGCCACGCACGAGCUCGCGAAGGUGCGAAGCAGCCCUACCCUGUAGCACCCUGCCAAGCCACCCAGCCCCCGACUGCCUCCCGAGCACCACGUGGGGGAGGACGGCUUCCCACCUCCUACUCCGACCCGCGCUGGUCCAGGCGGUCCCUGGAGCAUGCGCAGUGGAACCUCACCCCCACCCUCCCGCGGCCCCACCGAAUCCGCAUCCAGCCUGGGGUUCGCAGCCACAGCCGGGCUUGGGCAGCUGGGGGCGGUCAGGCGGGCAUGACAGCGCCAUGGCUGAGGGCGAGGACCUGCAGACCUUCACUUCCAUCAUGGAUGCACUGGUCCGCAUCAGUACGAGCAUGAAGAACAUGGAGAAGGAGCUCCUGUGCCCGGUGUGCCAAGAGAUGUACAAGCAGCCGCUAGUGCUGCCCUGUACGCACAACGUGUGCCAGGCCUGCGCCCGGGAGGUGCUAGGCCAGCAGGGCUAUAUAGGCCACAGCGGGGACCCCAGCUCCGAACCCACCUCACCCGCCUCCACCCCCUCCACCCGGAGUCCCCGCCUGGCCCGCAGAACUCUCCCCAAGCCAGACCGCUUGGACCGGCUCCUCAAGUCAGGCUUCGGGACAUACCCGGGGAGGAAGCGAGGCACUUUGCACCCCCAGGUGAUCAUGUUCCCCUGCCCGGCGUGCCAGGGUGAUGUGGAGCUGGGGGAACGGGGCCUGGCCGGGCUUUUCCGGAACCUGACUUUGGAGCGUGUGGUAGAGCGGUACCGUCAGAGUGUGAGUGUAGGGGGUGCCAUCCUGUGCCAACUGUGCAAACCCCCACCUUUGGAGGCCACCAAGGGCUGCACCGAGUGCCGCGCCACCUUCUGCAACGAGUGCUUCAAGCUCUUCCACCCGUGGGGCACCCAGAAGGCCCAGCACGAGCCCACCCUGCCCACCCUCUCCUUCCGCCCCAAGGGCCUGAUGUGCCCAGACCACAAGGAAGAGGUGACCCACUACUGUAAGACGUGCCAGCGACUGGUCUGCCAGCUCUGCCGAGUGCGGCGUACUCACAGCGGGCACAAGAUCACACCCGUGCUCAGCGCCUACCAGGCCCUCAAGGACAAGCUGACAAAGAGCCUGACAUACAUCCUGGGCAACCAGGACACCGUGCAGACCCAGAUCUGCAAACUGGAGGAGACCGUGAGACACACAGAGGUGAGCGGUCAGCAGGCCAAGGAGGAGGUUUCCCAGCUGGUGCGAGGGCUGGGGGCAGCGCUGGAGGAGAAGCGGGCUGUGCUGCUGGCGGCCAUUGAGGAGUGCCAACAGGAGCGGCUGGCCCGCCUCAGUGCCCAGAUCCAGGAGCACCGCAGCCUGCUGGAUGGCUCAGGGCUGGUGGGCUAUGCCCAGGAAGUGCUGAAGGAGACUGACCAGCCCUGCUUUGUGCAGGCUGCCAAGCAAUUGCACAACAGGAUUACACGGGCCACCGAGUCCCUGCAGACAUUUCGGCCAGCGGCUAGCUCCUCCUUCCGCCACUGCCAGCUGGAUGUGGGGCGCGAGAUGAAGCUGCUGACGGAGCUGAGCUUCCUUCGAGUGCCCGAGGCACCUGUCAUUGACACCCAGCGCACCUUCGCCUAUGACCAGAUCUUCCUGUGCUGGCGGCUGCCCCCACACUCGCCCCCAGCCUGGCACUACACCAUUGAGUUCCGGCGCACCGACACACCUGCCCAGCCGGGUCCUGCACACUGGCAGCGGCGGGAGGAGGUGCGGGGCACCAGUGCCCUGCUGGAGAAUCCAGACACAGGCUCUGUAUACGUGUUGCGCGUCCGAGGCUGUAACAAGGCGGGCUACGGAGAGUACAGUGAGGACGUGCACCUGCAUACGCCCCCUGCUCCGGUCCUGCACUUCUUCCUGGAUGGCCGCUGGGGCAGCAGCAGGGAGCGGUUGGCUAUCAGCAAGGACCAGCGGGCCGUGCGCAGCGUUCCAGGCCUGCCCCUGCUACUGGCCGCCGAGCGCCUGCUAACCGGCUGCCAUCUGAGCGUGGAUGUGGUGCUGGGUGAUGUGGCCGUAACCCAGGGCCGCAGCUACUGGGCCUGUGCCGUGGACCCAGCCUCCUACCUCGUCAAGGUGGGCGUUGGACUGGAGAGCAAACUCCAGGAGAGCUUCCAGGGUGCUGCCGAUGUCAUCAGCCCCAGGUACGACCCAGACAGCGGGCAUGACAGCGGCGCUGAAGAUGCUACAGUGGAGGCAUCCCCACCCUUCGCCUUCCUGACCAUCGGCAUGGGCAAGAUCCUGCUGGGUGCUGGGGCCAGUGCACACACCGGGCUGACGGGGCGGGAUGGGCCAGCUGCUGGCUGCACAGUGCCCCUGCCACCUCGCCUGGGCAUCUGCCUGGACUACGAGCGGGGCCGAGUGUCCUUCCUGGACGCUGUGUCAUUCCGAGGGCUGCUGGAGUGCCCCCUGGACUGCUCGGGGCCUGUGUGCCCAGCCUUCUGCUUUAUCGGGGGUGGUGCCGUGCAGCUGCAGGAGCCCGUGGGCACCAAGUCUGAAAGGAAGGUCACCAUCGGGGGCUUCGCCAAGCUCGACUGACCUCCCUCCCCAGCCCCCCCACUCCUCUACCCCUCCCCCCUCCCCGCUGCCUGGUGCCACUGCUCCCUCCUCCUGCACCUCCUUCCCCAAACCCCCCUCCAUGCAGCCUCAUGCCUGGCCCCCUGUGUCUCCCAGGCCUUCUCCUGGUGGGGCCUCGCCUGUGGUGACCCCCAUUACCUCCAGGCCCCCAGCUCUCUCAAGUCCCUGUCCUUGGCACCCUUCAAUGCCCCAGUCCUAGAGACAGUCUCCCCUUCUUUCUCCCCAGAGCCUCCCCAGGAUGAUGGCAGAGAGGCACCUGGGGCACACAGAGUGCUCACUCCCCGGGUCUCCUGCUCCUUCAGGCUAAUGAAGCCUCAACGGGGACAGGUGGCUGAUGGAGGACACUGCCUGUCCCCUGCGUUAUUUAUUUGGGUUCGCCCCUCCACGCAUGCCUCUGCCCACGCUCGCCCUGCAUGCUUUACUUGUCCUGCACCUACGCCUUCUUCUGUGCCUGGUUUUCCUGGGACUCCAAGGGGUGUGCCCUGAUAGGCAGAGCCUGGUGAGGCCUCUGUUUCCCUGCAGUGGGUAGCACCAGGCCUGUGUAAAGCAGCAGCUGUGACUGUUGUGGUCUGUAGACAAUAAAGUGUGAUGCUAGGCACUCUGCCUCCCUGA
Messenger RNA from Erinaceus europaeus (western European hedgehog), 3369 nucleotides. It is a transcript of the gene TRIM46, whose product is annotated as tripartite motif containing 46. The record is from RefSeq and is a predicted model, not a curated record. The transcript is spliced from 10 exons. NCBI's taxonomy places the organism in Eukaryota, Metazoa, Chordata, Mammalia, Eulipotyphla, Erinaceidae. Bases 439 to 2718 code for a protein of 759 amino acids. Gene Ontology annotation, molecular function: protein binding; zinc ion binding.